Messenger RNA from Xenopus tropicalis (tropical clawed frog), 2636 nucleotides. RefSeq names its product RIC8 guanine nucleotide exchange factor A (gene ric8a). Gene Ontology annotation, molecular function: guanyl-nucleotide exchange factor activity; G-protein alpha-subunit binding. NCBI's taxonomy places the organism in Eukaryota, Metazoa, Chordata, Amphibia, Anura, Pipidae. Gene Ontology annotation, biological process: protein folding. The coding region runs from base 122 to 1879 and encodes 585 amino acids. The transcript has 12 exons. Gene Ontology annotation, cellular component: cytoplasm; cell cortex. The record is from RefSeq and is a predicted model, not a curated record.
CGUCACCGUGUCAAUCAGCAGAAGAGAAAGCAGCGGCGGCGGCAGAAGCAGCAUCAGCAGUAGCAGCAGUCUCAUCACAUUUAGCUUCUACUUCCUGCAUCAGCCACAGCGAGCAGCCUCCAUGCCAGCCAUGGAUCCGGGUACCCUCCUGGACAAGCUGGAGAGUGGCGACCAGGAGCUGGUGCAAAAGGCGCUGGCAGAGUAUAACCAAGAGAAUUCACAGUGCUUUUUCUUCAAUGCAGAGCAGAGGGAAGAACGAAAGCGCCAAGAGUUGGAGGAGUUCAAGAAAAAGAAAUUUCGCGACUGGGUUCCAAAGUCCGACUCAGACUAUGAUUCUGAUAACUCGGAGGAUCCCGAUGUCAAACAGCGACAGAAACUUGGAGAGUUGGUGAUAAAGUUCCUAAACCGGGACUUACAGCCAUCUUGUCAGAUGGCCUGCCUGGAAACCAUCCGCAUUCUAUCCCGGGACAAGCAUGCCCUGUCUCCGUUCACCGGUCGGUCAGCCAUACAAACGCUGGCCCAGUAUGCAGGUUUGGACUACUCUGAGGAGAUGGAGAUGCCAAGCAUCCCAGAUGGGGAAAGCGCCGUAGAAGCUUUAAAGGGUCUGUGCAAUAUAAUAUACAAUAGUGUGGAGGCCCAGGAAGUGGCUAAAGAGCUGCGGCUAGUGUGCGGCCUUGCUCGCAGGCUCAAGCUGUACAAUGAAACCCGGUCGUCCCACGAGAGCAAGUUCUUUGAUCUCCGACUGCUAUUUCUGCUUACGGCUCUCAGUGUGGAUAUGAGGAAGCAGCUCGCCCAAGAGCUGAGGGGUGUCAGUCUGCUAACCGAUGCGUUAGAGAGCACCCUAGCUUUGAAGUGGUCCGAUAUAUAUGAGGUCGUAACAGAUCGUCUUGCUCCACCUCUGGGCAAAGAAGAGACAGAGAGGGUGAUGGAAAUCCUGAAGACUCUUUUCAAUAUCACAUUUGAUAUUAGCCGUAGGGAAGUAGAUGAGGAAGAUGCAGCACUUUAUCGCCACCUAGCGGCUAUACUUAGGCACUGUUUACUCAGACAGUGUGAUGGAGAAGACCGAACAGAAGAGUUUCAUGGGCACACUGUCAAUCUGCUGGUGAACCUGCCACUUAUGUGUCUGGAUGUGCUGCUGACGCCCAAAGUAGAGCAAGGAUCGGUGGAGUACAUGGGAAUGAACAUGGAUACAGUGGAGGUCCUUAUUCAGUUCCUGGACAGGAGGUUGGACAGGGUCAGUGAUGGUCACAAGCUGCGGGAGACGCUGACACCAGUCCUCAACCUCCUUACUGAAAGUUCUCGUGUCCAUCGUGAAACAAGAAAGUUUCUCCGUGCUAAGGUUCUUCCCCCUCUUCGUGAUGUAAAGAACCGCCCAGAAGUGGGGAAUACCCUGCGCAACAAGCUGGUGCGCCUGAUGACUCACGUGGACACUGACGUUAAGCACUGCGCUGCGGAGUUUCUCUUUGUACUAUGCAAGGAGAAUGUGUCCCGUUUUGUGAAGUACACCGGCUAUGGCAAUGCUGCAGGACUGCUGGCUGCCCGCGGACUUCUAGCUGGUGGGCGUGGAGAGGGGCGUUACUCAGAAGAUGAGGACACAGAUACGGAGGAAUACAGAGAAGCAAAACCCAACAUCAACCCUGUGACAGGGCGUGUAGAAGAGAAGCAGCCCAACCCUAUGGACGGAAUGACCGAGGAACAGAAGGAGUAUGAGGCCAUGAAGCUAGUGAAUAUGUUUGACAAGCUGUCCAGGUAUCCUGUGGAACAAAUCAUCCAGCCCAUGGGAGUGACCUCCGACGGCAGACUGGAGCCUCUAGAUGAGGCUGCGCAGAAGAUGCUCCAAAGGCAGGAAUCCUCAGACCUCGAAUCUGACUCAGACUAAAGACCUCCCAGUAGGAAAAGCGCUGAAUCAGAGAUCCGCGCCAAGCACAAGCCAAGCCGCUGCGAGAAGACCAUGAACUGUUAUACAGAAUCCGUAAAAAAACACAAGAUAACCUAGAAUAUUGUAGAUGUUUCUCAGAGGCCUCGGCUGUAGAAAAGUCACAGGGACGCUCAGUGCAGCCGGCCCUUUUUGUGGGCACCCAGGCAGUACAAAAUGUGAAGAGCUUGCGAAUGAAUAAAUGCCAGUUUGGGUACUAGCUGCUGUGUAUAGAUAGACCUGUCUGUGUCCCACGUAUAUGUAGAGCGCUGAAGAGCUACAGAAUCAAAGGAGACUUUGCUGCUGUUAUUGCACAGAACGUUCUCGCGUGGAAGGAGCUUCCAUAAUACAUGGUUAUUUAGCUGUUCCUCCAGGUUUUGAUAUCACAAUGGGCACCAAUGCUUAGAACAAAUGAAGCUUAAUAGAACCCUGGAAAUGAUACAAAGAGAAGAAUUGUUUACAACCUUCUUAAUAAAGACCAGUGAACCAAAUCUACUAUUCUAUACUGUAGUGACACCACCAUGAUGAUGUCAGCGCAAAUAAGUAACCAUUAAGCCAUUCAAGAUGGCUGCUGCUUCAUUAUACCAAAUUUAGCAUAUGUUCUGAUACAUAGCACAGCUAUGUCUGAAUAUUGGGGUUUAGUACCUUUGUAUCUGGGCUGAUAUGGGAGACCGGUCUGUAUCAUAUUCAUAAUAAAGAUACAUUGUGAGUUUAUCUUCUA